UAACACGAGCGCGAGCAAUAACCGCUGAGGGUAUGAAACCCAGUUGCACAGACUGCAGCCCUGCACCUUCGUCUCAUCGGCCGUGGCGCAAUGCUUCGUCUUCCCACUCUCCUCCCCAUUAAACCCUCGACCCCGAGCACCGGCUUAAACCCCGCCCGGCGCAGCCAUGGCCACCGCCCCAAACGCUUCCUCGCCUCCUCCACCCCGCCGCCGCCGCGAAGAAUCCCCAAUCCAACCACAGCCCCGAAACCCUUGAAGCCCGAACCCAGCCCCGGCCCCCAGAAUCCUGACGUGGCAGCCGACCUCCCCACAACCAAGCCACGCAAGCCACGCCGUGGUCGCCGAGGCGAGGCGGCGGCCGUGGAGGACUUCGUCCGCGGCCGCCUCGAGCAGGUCUUCGCCUCCAUCCAGGAGCGCGACCCCGAGCUCCUCCAAGGCAAAGGCGACAUCUUGAAGCGAAAUGAGGAGGAUGAGCGGGUAUCGGAUGAGGAGGAACGAGAGGAGGCCGGAGAGGAAGAUGGGGAGCAGAAGACGGUGGUGGAGGAGGAGGACCCGAGCUGGCCACUAGACGCCGACGUCGGGUGGGGAAUCCGGGCAUCAGAGUACUUUGAUAAGCAUUCGAUCAAGAACGUAACGGUGGACGGGGUGGAGAUCGAUUGGGAAGGAGAGGUCGACCAGGGAUGGGUUAAAGAGAUCAACUGCUUGGAGUGGGAGAGCUUCGCCUUCCACCCGAGCCCCCUUAUCGUCCUAGUCUUCGAGCGCUACAACCGGGCGGCUGACAAUUGGAGAUUGCUUCAAGAAUUGGAAAAGGCUGCAAAGGUAUAUUGGAAUACAAAAGAUCGGCUACCUCCACGGACUGUGAAGAUUGAUCUGAAUAUCGAGAGAGACCUGGCAUAUGCACUUCAAGCAAAAGAAUGCCCACAAUUACUGUUUUUCAGGGGAAACAAGAUCCUAUACAGAGAAAAAGAUGUAAGGACAGCUGAUGAACUAGUUCAAAUGAUUGCCCAUUUCUACUACAAUGCUAAGAGGCCAUCCUGUGUCAAUCCUGAAGCUGUUGCUCCUUCAUUCUAAGUUCUUGGAUAGAAGUGCUGAGAUGGUGCCUUGUUCUCAACUUUGUGCUAUUAUAGCACUGCUAUUACUUUCUAGAAUGUGUCAUUAAGUUCUUAUUCUUGAAGAAGAGGCUCCUAGUUUGAUAAUUUACCUGGAUAAGAUGCCAAAAGGACAUUGUGGAUGCAAUGAUUGAAUGUCAAAAACUUGAAGUGGCAAAUGAACCACCAAACAAGAAGAUAUCAUCUCAAUGGGUGCCUAUAGUCAGUAAGGCGUGACUAAAACCAUGUAUUUUACUACUACUUAGAUAUCCAUGGAGUUUUCUGUAGUGUAAUCUAACUUAGGUUCUCAGUCUUCAGUACUGAUGUUCUAGAUAGGACGGUUAUCUGCUGCUAGCUUCCCUUGCUGAUACCUGAAUUGAUUACAUUACUGAGACUGCUACAGAUUCUGUUAGACAAUUUGAAGUUGAUAUGGAGUAAUAUUUUUACUUAAGUGCCCC
Messenger RNA from Brachypodium distachyon (stiff brome), 1546 nucleotides. Its product is annotated as thioredoxin-like fold domain-containing protein MRL7 homolog, chloroplastic. Gene Ontology annotation, biological process: regulation of DNA-templated transcription; chloroplast organization. The record is from RefSeq and is a predicted model, not a curated record. NCBI's taxonomy places the organism in Eukaryota, Viridiplantae, Streptophyta, Magnoliopsida, Poales, Poaceae. Bases 91 to 1071 code for a protein of 326 amino acids. The transcript is spliced from 5 exons. Gene Ontology annotation, cellular component: chloroplast stroma.